Molecule: messenger RNA, 1233 nt
Organism: Aspergillus steynii IBT 23096
Lineage: Eukaryota; Fungi; Ascomycota; Eurotiomycetes; Eurotiales; Aspergillaceae
Product: aminoalcoholphosphotransferase
Exons: 7
Coding region: 1-1233 (410 amino acids)
Biological process (GO): phospholipid biosynthetic process
Cellular component (GO): membrane
Molecular function (GO): phosphotransferase activity, for other substituted phosphate groups
Source: RefSeq, a predicted model, not a curated record
AUGGUGUACAUCCGCCAGCAUCAACUCCCCAAACUACGGGAAUAUCGUUAUGCGGGAGUCGACCAUUCGUUAAUAAGCCGAUAUGUCCUGAAGCCGUUUUAUAAUCACUUUGUGAUCAAAUGUUUCCCUAUGAGCAUGGCUCCCAACGCUAUUACCCUGACAGGGUUCUUUUUCGUGGUAGUCAACCUCUUGACCAUCCUUUGGUAUAACCCCAACCUAGACCAAGAUUGCCCGCCGUGGGUCUAUGCCAGUUGCGCCUUGGGGUUGUUCUUAUAUCAAACCUUCGAUGGAGUAGACGGAAUGCAAGCCCGGAGAACUAAACAGAGCGGACCGUUGGGCGAGCUGUUCGAUCACAGUGUCGAUGCAUGCAACACUGCUCUUGGUGUUUUGAUAUUCGUGGCAGCAAUGAACCUUGGCCAGUCGUGGUCUUCGAUUCUGACCCUUUUUGGAUCCACCAUGACCUUCUAUGUCCAAACAUGGGACGAGUACUACACCCAGGUCCUGACCCUAGGUAUCAUCUCGGGCCCCGUUGAGGGAGUGUUGACUUUGUGCAUCGUCUUCGGAUUCACGGCCUACAUGGGCGGCGGUAGCUUCUGGCACCGCCCAAUGCUCGAGACUGUGGGCGUUCCGAAGUUGGAUUUCAUCCCGGAGCAGGUCUACGACAUGCCCUUUACGCAGUGGUACCUAGUCUACGGCGCCUUCGUUCUGUUCUUCGCUACUGGCUCGAGUAUUGUGCACGUCAUGAAGGUCCGCAAGGAACGUGGUCAAGACCCCUUCCAGCCGCUACUCGGCCUCCUGCCCCUUGUUGCGACGUGGACUCUUGUUCCGGCUUACUUGUACCUCCAGCCCUUCAUCCUGGAAAACUACGCCAUCCCAUUUAUUCUGUUCGUCGGCCUGGUCAAUGCGUACUCCGUCGGAAAAAUGAUCUGCGCACACCUCGUCAAGGCUAGCUUCCCGUUUGUCAACGUUUUGCUUUGCCCGCUCGCUUUGGGUGUGCUCGAUAGCGCCGGACCAGUCUUUGGUCUCUGGCCAAGCGUCCUGGGCGAUGGGUCCGGCCAGGUUGCUUUCGUUUUCGUGUGCCUGGGUCUGUCGAUUGGUGUUUAUGGCAGUUUUAUUCACGACAUCAUCACGACGAUAUGCGAUUAUAUUGAUAUUUGGUGCCUCAGCAUCAAGCACCCUUACGUCGAAGGGGCGGAGACCGCCAACGGAGAUGCGUCGAAGAAGUCCCAGUGA